UAAACAUCGGAGUCUGCGACCAGGAUUUUGGGCGAUUCUCGACCAUUUUAUCUUUUCAAAUUUCUUCCCGGUGUUCCCUGGGCCAUGGAGGCUGCAGGAACGAGCACAGGGAGGAACACUAGAUAUAUGAUGGAGGGUGUUGGUGCGAGAGUCAUUCGAGGUCCUGACUGGAAAUGGGGAAAACAGGAUGGUGGGGAAGGCCAUGUAGGCACUGUAAGAAAUUUUGAAUCACCAGAAGAAGUUGUUGUUGUUUGGGAUAAUGGAACAGCAGCAAACUACAGAUGUGCUGGUGCUUAUGACCUUCGUGUCCUCGACUCUGCUCCAACCGGAGUUAAACAUGAAGGAACUAUGUGUGAUACAUGUCGACAGCAACCAAUAUUUGGUAUAAGAUGGAAAUGUGCAGAGUGUAGCAAUUAUGACCUAUGUUCUGUUUGUUACCACAGUGACAAGCAUAGCCCUAGACACCGUUUUUAUCGUAUUACUACAAUUGGCUGUGAAAGAGUAUUAUUAGAGCCAAGACGGAAAAGCAAAAAGAUAGGGAUACGAGGAAUCUUCCCUGGUGCAAGAGUAGUGCGAGGAGUGGACUGGCAGUGGGAAGAUCAGGAUGGAGGGAAUGGACGGCGAGGAAAAGUUUCUGAGAUUCAGGACUGGUCAGCAGCAUCCCCUAGAUCAGCUGCUUAUGUCAUUUGGGAUAAUGGGGCUAAGAAUCUGUAUCGUGUUGGCUUUGAGGGAAUGGCGGACCUUAAGGUAGUCAAUGAUGCCAAAGGCGGAACUGUUUACCGUGAUCAUCUCCCACUACUUGGUGAGCAAAACCCGGGCCGCUCUGGACCCCACGGGCUGGCCAUCGGAGACCAAGUAAGUGUAAAUGUUGACUUGGAGCUAGAGAUAGUGCAGUCCCUUCAACAUGGUCAUGGUGGCUGGACAGACGGAAUGUUUGAGUGCUUGGGCACCACCGGCACUGUUGUGGGCAUCGAUGAAGACCAUGAUAUUGUUGUUGCAUAUCCUUCAGGAAAUAGAUGGACCUUCAAUCCUGCUGUCCUGACUAAGGUUGGUGGAGGAGUUCUGGUAAGCAAUGAGAGCAACACCAGCCAGCAAUUUAGUGUUGGUGAUUUGGUACAAAUAUGUGCAGAUCUUGAACGCAUCAAGAUCCUUCAACGUGGCCAUGGAGAGUGGGCAGAGGCUAUGGUACCAACUCUUGGAAAAAUAGGUCGUGUUCAACAAAUUUAUCAUGAUAAUGACUUAAAAGUAGAAGUUUGUGGUACCUCCUGGACAUAUAAUCCUGCUGCUGUGACUAAGGUUGCCUCUGAUGGAGCUGUACCAGGAGCUGCAAGUGGUGAGAGAUUAAGUGCCCUUCUAAAGAAGAUAUUUGAGGCUCAUGUUUCUGGGGACUUGAAUGAAGAGCUAGUUAAAGCAGCAGCUACCGGUGAUGCACAAAAGGUUGAUGAAAUACUCAAAAAAGGUGAUGUCGAUGUCAAUGGAGUGUUUGCUGGUCACACAGCACUUCAGGCAGCAAGUCAGAAUGGGCACAGAGAGGUCAUUCACAUUCUUUUGAGACACAGUGCACAAGUUGAGAAAGAGGACAAAGAUGGGGACCGUGCUAUCCACCACGCAGCAUAUGGUGAUGAACCCGGCGUAGUUCAGAUCCUGGCCAAUUCCGCUGCAGAUCUUAAUGCCCGAAGCAAACGCCGGCAGACACCCCUUCACGUGGCGGUAAACAAAGGCCAUGUAGGAGUCGUAAAGAUGCUCCUCGAGCUUGGCGGUCAUCCAAGCCUUCAGGAUCACGAAGGCGAUACUCCGCUUCAUGAUGCAAUCUCGAAGAAGCGUGAUGAUAUUCUAACUCUACUUUUGGAUCACAUGGCUGACAUUACUCUGACGAACAACAACGGUUUCAACGCCCUUCACCACGCAGCUCUUCGCGGAAAUCCAAGUGCCAUGAGGAUCCUGCUGAGCAAAGUGCCUCGGGCGUGGAUGGUGGAUGAGAAGAAGGAUGACGGCUACACUGCGCUUCAUCUGGCUGCUCUCAACAACCACGUCGAGGUUGCCGAGUUGUUAGUCCACCAGGGGCGUGCAAACAUGGAUCUUCAGAAUGUAAACCUUCAAACGCCUUUACAUCUAGCUGUUGAGAGACAUCACACACAAAUUGUGCGGCUAUUAGUUCGUGAAGGAGCUAACCUCAACUUAGCCGAUAAAGACGGAGACACUCCACUGCAUGAAGCUUUACGACAUCACACUUUAUCCCAGCUACGUCAGCUCCAGGACAUGCAGGAUGUUGGAAAGUCCCCCCAGUUGCUGAUGGGUCUGGGGACUCAAGGCGUGGACAAGAAAAGUCCCGCUUCCAUUGCUUGCCUCUUAGCCGCUCACGGUGCUGACCUCAACAUUAAGAAUAAGAAGGGCCAGACUCCACUGGACCUGUGCCCAGAUCCCAACCUGUGUAAAGCUCUCACCAAGUGCUACAAGGAUAAAUCUGUGUCUGGAGACAUUGGCAAUCUUGAGGUGUGUACAGAAGAAAGCCUUGAGGAAUGCAUGGUGUGUUCAGACACAAAAAGAGACACACUCUUUGGUCCCUGUGGCCACAUAGCUACGUGUUCUAUAUGUUCACCACGUGUCAAAAAGUGUCUUAUGUGUAAAGAACCUGUACAGUCAAGAACAAAGAUUGAAGAGUGUGUGGUUUGUUCAGACAAGCAAGCAACAGUUCUGUUUCAACCUUGUGGUCAUAUGUGUGCCUGUGACAAUUGUGCCUCAUUGAUGAAGAAGUGUGUACAGUGCCGUGGAGUCAUCGAAAAACAGAUCCCAUAUAUUGUCUGCUGUGGGGGCCAAGCUCCCGCAUCAAUUCUUCCUGGUGGUGCCAACAAUAGUAGUGCUGCUAGUAGCAUAGGUGGCAGUGGUGCAGGCAGCAGUGGUGGCAACAACAACGCUGGCAGUGUAGUUUCGGCAGCAGCGGCAGCAGGAGUGGUCGUUCCAGGACCUACCGGACAGCUUAUGAAUAAUGGGUCAAGGGACAUGUCCUCUGCUGAUCUUCAAAAACUACAGCAACAGUUACACGAUAUCAAAGAGCAGACUAUGUGUCCAGUUUGUCUUGACCGCCUAAAGAAUAUGAUUUUCUUGUGUGGGCAUGGAACUUGCCAGAUGUGCGGUGACCGAAUGCAUGAGUGCCCCAUUUGCCGGAAGCCUGUAGAGAAGCGGAUUCUUGUCUUUUGAAGUUGACAAGUUAAUUUUUGGGGGAGGGGGUGGAGGAGACCUUCCAAGAGAUUCACUCCUGAUUGUCAGUGUCUUAUUUUGUAACUGAAUUCUUAUUUUAAAGGGGGGAGGGGGAGUUUGUUUUUAUGUUACUUGAUAUUCCUUCUUUCUUUUAUUUAAUUUUUUUUUUUAUGAGAAGCUUUGGAUGUCAGACACUUGGCUUGAACAUGUAUUCAGUAUUCAAAUAGACUCUUUAGUUAUACUCAAGUUCAUUAUCCAGUUUCUUGAGACUAUGCCAGUUCAGAAAUGUCUUUAGCAACUGCUAACCCAUGGAAUGCAAAGCAUAAAUGAAGCUGUUAUGUUUUUUUUCUCCUUUUCUUUUCUUUUCUUUUACUUUUUUUCUUUUAUAAAUGAUGCCCUGAACAUAUAUCUUUAAAAAAAAAUAUAUGAUAAUAUUUUUUAUGAUAAUUGCUCACAACAGGUUUAGGUCAGAAUAGUAAUUUGUACACUCCAUGGGUUAAUGGGCAUACACAAGCACAUUUAUUUGCAUACUUCAUAUAGUUAAGUUCUCAGCUAUACUUUAAGAGAUAUCAUAUGGUGCAACUAUGUACAUAUACACAUACAAAUGCAUAACUUUUUUUUUGCAAUUACUCUCUCUCUCUCUCUCUCUCUCUCUCUCUCUCUCUCUCUCUCUCUCUCUC
This is a messenger RNA of Penaeus chinensis, 3878 nucleotides long. It is a transcript of the gene mib1, whose product is annotated as E3 ubiquitin-protein ligase MIB1-like. Bases 85 to 3198 code for a protein of 1037 amino acids. The record is from RefSeq and is a predicted model, not a curated record. Gene Ontology annotation, molecular function: protein binding; zinc ion binding; ubiquitin-protein transferase activity. Gene Ontology annotation, cellular component: cytoplasm. Lineage: Eukaryota; Metazoa; Arthropoda; Malacostraca; Decapoda; Penaeidae. Gene Ontology annotation, biological process: protein ubiquitination. The transcript has 20 exons.